This is a messenger RNA of Entrophospora sp. SA101, 1185 nucleotides long. Lineage: Eukaryota; Fungi; Glomeromycota; Glomeromycetes; Entrophosporales; Entrophosporaceae. The record is from the annotation of a GenBank genome assembly.
AUGGUUUCUAACAAAUUUUCAUGUGGUCUUUUUUUAUUUAAUGGUUGCAACAAUAUAAUAAAGUCGUCUAUAACGCAUCGUGCUUUUAUUACUAGUUGGGCUCAUAUUCCUCAAGGCCCACCUGAUGCGAUUUUAGGAAUUACAGAGGCUUAUAAAAAAGAUACCAAUCCCCAAAAAAUGAAUUUGGGAGUUGGUGCCUAUAGAGAUGAUGAUGGGAAGCCAUAUGUUUUGAAUUCUGUCAGAAAGAAAAAAAUACUUGAAGAUCGACUUGAUAAGGAAUAUCUUCCAAUUACUGGUCUUUCUAGCUUUACUCAAGGUGCAGCUCUUUUGGCUUAUAGUAAAGAUUCCAAACCUUUAAAAGAUGGAUUAAUUUCAAUCACUCAAUCGAUUUCAGGAACAGGAGCUCUUAGAAUUGGAGGAGUGUUUUUAUCUAGAUAUUAUCCACAUGCUAAAAAAAUCUAUUUACCUAAACCAACAUGGGGCAAUCAUAAUGCUGUUUUUAAAGAUUCUGGUUUAGAAAUAGAUUCAUACAGAUAUUAUGAUAAAUCAACCAAUGGAUUGGAUUUUAAUGGAUUGCUAGAGGAUGUUCAGCAACGUGAACAUUUUCCAUUUUUUGACAUGGCCUAUCAAGGUUUUGCAUCAGGAGACACUGAUAAAGAUGCUUAUGCUAUCCGUAAAUUUAUAACUGAUGAUCAUCGGGUAGCUUUAGCACAAUCAUUUGCUAAAAAUAUGGGGCUUUAUGGAGAACGUGCUGGUGCAUUUUCAAUUAUUUCUGAAAGUUCAAAAGAAAAGGCUGCAAUUGAUUCACAACUUAAAAUACUAAUUAGAGCCAUGUAUUCUAAUCCACCAAUACAUGGUGCAAGAAUUGCAAGUUAUGUACUGAACAAUCCCGAACUAAAUAAAGAAUGGUUAGAAGAAGUAAAAGUUAUGGCAAAUCGAAUUAUUACUAUGCGUGAUAAACUCAAGCAUCAUUUAGUUAAUGAUUUUCAAUCAAAGAUUUCUUGGAAUCAUAUCACUGAUCAAAUUGGAAUGUUUUGUUACACUGGAUUAAAACCUGAGCAGGUUGAAAAACUUACUGCUGAUUUUCAUGUAUAUUUAACCAAAGAUGGACGUAUUUCCAUUGCUGGAAUUUCUUCAAAAAAUGUUAAAUAUUUAGCUGAAGCCAUACAUGAAGUUACAAAAUAA